Nicotiana tabacum (common tobacco) is the source of this 1216-nucleotide messenger RNA. RefSeq lists its product as uncharacterized. The record is from RefSeq and is a predicted model, not a curated record. Lineage: Eukaryota; Viridiplantae; Streptophyta; Magnoliopsida; Solanales; Solanaceae.
GAAUUUCACUGAUUCUAUACACAAUCUUCUUUAAGCUUCAAGGAUCUGCAGAAAUAUGGCUCAGCAUUAUCACCUAUCCUCCCUCUUACUGCUUGCAUUUCUCAAUUUAUGCUUCAUGAAUGGCCACAUAACAUGUGCAACUGCACGUCGCCUACUAGAGACCCCCGUCCCUGAGAUUCCUAAACCAGAUUUCCCAAAAGUUCCAACCUUGCCAAAGCCUGAGAUCCCAACUGUCCCGAAGCCUGAGCUUCCAACUUUACCAAAGCCUGAAAUUCCUGUUAUUCCAAAGCCCGAAGUACCAGCUGUGCCGAAGCCUGAGAUGCCAGCUAUCCCAAAGCCUGAGUUACCAACUUUCCCGAAACCCGAGAUCCCAGUGCCAAAGCCCAAGCUUCCUGCUAUGCCAAAUCCUGAGAUCCCAGCAAUGCCAAAACCCGAGUUGCCAAACGCACCAAAGCCUGAAAUCCCAACGGUUCCAAAGCCUGAGAUUCCUACUAUGCCAAAGCCUGAGCAACCAGCUGUUCCAAAGCCUGAGUUACCAAAUUUCCCGAAGCCUGAGAUUCCAACAGUGCCAAAGCCUGAAAUUCCAGCUGUGCCAAAGCCGGAGAUCCCAAAGUUGUCAAAACCCGAGCUUCCUCCCCUAAAAAAGCCAGAGGUUCCAGCACUGCCAAAGCCUGAACUUCCUCCAGCUAUGACAAAGCCUGAUGUGCCGACUGUGCCAAAGCUUGAGCAACCAGAGGUGCCAAAACCUGAGAUUCCAGCUGUGCCAAAGCCAGAAAUCCCGGAGCUACCAAAGCCAAAAAUCCCUGAGUUACCUAAGCCAGAGAUUCCAGCUAUCCCAAAACCAGAAAUCCCGGAACUGCCUAAACCAGCAUUGCCAACCUCCCCAAGCCUACCAAAGGAGAUACCAUUUCCUUCACUUUCUCCACCAUACAAACCCGCUACUCCUUGAGUAAUUAUAUAUGGCACUGGUCAUUCUGUAUAGAAGGUACCUAAUUAAGGUUUUGAGAUUGCCACCUCAGUCUGUGAAGUUUGCUGCAUGGGUCAUGACAUGGAUUUAGUUUGACAGAACAUAUAUUGGAUACUUUCUGCUACGAUUAUAUAAUAUAAUUCAUCUGUAGUAUUAGAUAUUAAAUGUACCUUGUUUCACGAGUCAUUAUGACUCUCUGAGUCUUAUAUGUAACUUUUAUUCCAUGUAUUAAAACUAUGAUUUUUGUGA